Molecule: messenger RNA, 3073 nt
Organism: Phragmites australis (common reed)
Lineage: Eukaryota; Viridiplantae; Streptophyta; Magnoliopsida; Poales; Poaceae
Exons: 11
Coding region: 215-2887 (890 amino acids)
Biological process (GO): protein ubiquitination
Cellular component (GO): CCR4-NOT complex
Molecular function (GO): RNA binding; ubiquitin-protein transferase activity
Source: RefSeq, a predicted model, not a curated record
GGGAGGAAAAAAACAAAAGGGCAGGACGCGAAAGCUCCUCUCCAGUUUCUAGGCGACGGCUGCGAAGGGGGAAGCGGCGAGGAGAGAGGGAGGGAGGGAGGGAGGAGAGAGACGACGGGGGAGCACGAAACCCUAAUCCCGAGGCAGCCCGCCUCUCCGAUCGCCUGCUCUCCUCCGACGUUUCCUGCUGCUUUAAGUAUUGAGUAGAGUCACCAUGAGCGCCCGAACUAAAGAAAAAUGUCCACUUUGCUUGGAGGCGAUGGAUUUGACAGAUAAACAACUGAAGCCUUGUAAAUGUGGAUAUGAGAUAUGUUUGUGGUGUUGGCAUCAUAUAAUGGAAAUGGAUUUGAAGGACGAAUCUGGCGGGAGAUGCCCUGGAUGCCGUUCUGUCUAUAACAAGGAUAGGAUCCUGGGGACAAGCGUCAGCAACCAAAUUUUAAAGGAACUUUGUGCCAAUACAUCAAACUAUCAAAAAGAACAAACCAAAUCUCAUAAGCAGAAAUCUGCAAAAGUUCAGUUGGGACUGGCAGAAGAACCAAAAGAUCCAAAUAGUAUUCGUGUGAUUCAGCGGAAGCUUGUUUAUAUUGUUGGGAUGCCUUCUGAGUUCGCCAGUGAAAAGGUGCUGAGACAGAAGAAUUUUCUCGGGCAAUAUGGAAAAAUGAAAAACAUUAUUAUUGAUAAUAUUGGAGCUAACCAACAGAUUCCUGACUCUGGCCGUGUAUAUGUUACAUUCUCAAGGGAAGAGGAGGCUGUACGAUGCAUACAGGCGGUUAAUGGUUUCAUCUUGCAUGGUAGACCUUUAAAAGCAACCUUCGGUGUCACAAGAUAUUGUCAUGUAUGGCUAAGCAAUAAGGAUUGCCGAAAGCCAAACUGUUCAUAUGUGCAUAAUAAAGCCCCAGCAGAAGAUAUUUGUAGCAAAGAUGAUGUUUCUGUGGUGUGUGCAAGGCUUGAGCAUUUGAUGGGAAUCGAUACGAAGGGCCUCCAACACCGUUCAGGAAGUACUUUACCCCCACCAAGUGACUGCAAUUCAAGAACGACAAUUUGUAGUGAAAUCUCCAAAGAUAUUUGCACGAAUGGUAACAGAUUACUACCCAAUGGCGCUAACAAGAAUCCUGGUUUACUUCCAGCCACCACUCCAUGGGACUCAAGUCUUUCUUUUGACAGUCCAUCAUCUAUGGCAAAUGUGAUUCUUCAUCAACGGAAUGACCAUGAGAGCAUACAUAAUAAUCAGCAAAAAUUGUCUGAUCCCAAUUCUCAAAAAUUGCCACCACUUGGAGGGCUUGAUUGUUCAAGUGAAAUGACUACCUCAGUAAAGCAUAUGCAUCAUUCUUCUGGACCUAUCGAGGGCACCUUGUUGCAGAGCACAUCGAAUAUAAAUUUAGUUUCACAAGGACCAAAGGGGCACCUCAAUGAGCAGUUGGCCUCUAAUAAUGAUAAAUCUCAAGCAUCUGCACAAUUAGGAAAUGGCACUUCAAAUUCCAAACAAAUGACCUCAGCAGAAAAUGGAACAUCUGAUACUUCAUGGCAAAAGCCACAGUAUGUUAGUGUUGUUUCACAAGGACAAGGUGGAUCAGGUCGGCGUUUUACUGUACUUACCAGGCAGAUGGCUUCCACUGAUACUAGGUCUAAAGCGACAGGACAAGUUGGUAAGGGCACUCCGAAUUCCACAAAACUUACUUUGGUAAAAAAUGAGCACAGCGACUGCAUUAUUAUUCCUAGAAGUCAGAAUGUGAAUCUAGUUUCCCAGAGACCAGAACGACCUUUGCAUCUGUUGGCUUCAGCAAGUGUUAAAUCUCACGCAGGAGCAGAGAAAAAGAACGAAUGCUCAGAUAUCAGUGAAAAGCUAGUCCCAGGAAAUCAUAAGCAGCUUUCGGGGAGCAGUGUGUCAUACAGUUCAACUGCAGUGCAGAGUAUGAGUGGCAGACCUAUGCUCAGUACUCUUUUUACGUCUGAUGCCAAAUCUCAAGCAUCAGCUGGACCACACAAUCUUUCAGAUUCGGACAGGAAGUUUGCAUCACAAAAUCAAUUGCAUCUGGUAAAUCAACAAAACACACAUGUUUCUAAUACAGGUAUAGCAGGAGCAAGUCUCUGCUGUAGCAUACUCAAUAAUCAGGUAGCUUCCACUGAUGGUAAACGUCGAAAUUCAGCACAAGGAGGGCACCACUGCACCUAUACCAGGGAAAUAACUCUGUCAGGUGAUAUAGUUUCAUCUCAGUGUACAGAUAGCAUUAUGUCAUCAAGACCACUCGGUGUAGUAUCAUCCACUGAUAUAGCGGCACCAGAUAGAGAAGGAAGAAAGAGACAAGUUUGCCCUCCUGGAUUUGAGGUGCUUCACCACUCUUCUGACUCAGGCAAGUUCGUAUCAGUGAGCUCCCCAACUUACUCUGAACCGUGCUCCACAUCUGAUGCCCUGGUACUAGAUUCUUGUGGUAUUACUGAUCAACACCACAUCAUUAGCUUGGUUUCAAAUUGCCUGAUUGAUGAUGGAGAUGUCACACAAAAUAAAAAUGUGAGCAUUUCUUCUCCACUCAGUUCAACUGAUACCAUCCGGAUGUGCCCACAGAUUCUAGGCACCUUCUCCGGUUCGUCAAAUCACCCUCAAUUAUCACAUUAUCCUAGUGGCUUGUUGCGAUGCACAUUUCCUUCUCUAUGCACAUCAUAUCAGAAGCCUGAAUAUCUGGAUGGAAUCACCGGUAGCUAUGUGUCCACUGGGGGAUAUGAUGCAUUUUGCCAAGGCACAACAUCAGGCAUGAAAGCUGGUAUGGUAGGCACAUGGGUCCAACAGCCUCCGCCAAGUCCUCAUCACGGCUGGACUACUGGAAACGCAGAUUCCGGAAUGAAUUGCCCACAGGUCAACAUUUCAUACCCCAGUUACACCCUGUUCUAGCACCUGGACGAGGUCUGCUUUCCAGCCCCUGACAACAAACAUGUACAAGUAAUAUGCACGCCUUUUAACCUAGAUGGCUAAUGGUGGAUGGUAGUGACAUUGGGGUCAAGAAUGCUUCGUGUUUCUGCUCAAGCUUGUAAAGAUCAAACAUGGAGCUUCAUGUAGAAAGAUUGUGUUGGAUGAUCC